This is a messenger RNA of Lotus japonicus, 2060 nucleotides long. RefSeq lists its product as uncharacterized. The transcript has 5 exons. Bases 214 to 1830 code for a protein of 538 amino acids. Lineage: Eukaryota; Viridiplantae; Streptophyta; Magnoliopsida; Fabales; Fabaceae. Gene Ontology annotation, molecular function: phosphatidylinositol binding; metal ion binding. The record is from RefSeq and is a predicted model, not a curated record.
GAGAAACUCAUCACUGAGAACACGCCAUUGAAGAAGCCCUAAUUCGAAUUUCAUCGCACACCCUUUUCAUCUCCAUCAUCCAAGUUUCGUUCUUUUCGCCCAGAAUUGAAAUUUCCAGUGACUAAUUUUAUUUUUGGCUGAUAAUAUAUGUAAAUAUUAUCAUAUUCAAUUACACAUACAUGCCCUAUUUUGGUGUUUGAUUUAGGGAUAUCAAUGGAGGGCACAAAUUUGGACUCUCAGAAUCAGGUACAAGUUGUAGAAAAUUUAUCUGCAAGGGUUUCUAGUUGCUCCCUUGGCAACCAGAUAUCCAAUUCCAAUUCCAAUUCUUCUCUGGAUGAUGAGGUUGUUAAUAGGAAGAAUCAUGUUACUAAUGAGCAUGAUGAUUCGUAUUCCACUGAUAGCGUUGAAGGGCGUAGUAUGACACCGUCCAGAUUAUAUCCUGAAAGACCGUUGGAAAAUAAUAAAGAUGACAUGGAGUCUUUAGCUGAUACUCAGAAGCAGGGGAAAUACUUCUAUUAUGAUGCUCCGCUGUAUGAAGAUACUGGGUCUUGGAUACCGGUUUCAGUUCCACCUAUGUUGGAAGAUGAUCACAAAGAGUGGGCCAAAGGUUUUCACACGAACGGCGGCUAUUUUCCUGAUGAUGAUAUGGGAUGGAGUCAAUAUGUUGGAGGAGAAAAGGAGUUGACUAUGUGGGAUGUGUUAGUGGAAAUGUUACUUGUAGCUAGGGGAAAAGUGAAUUCUUUGGCAUCAGGAGAUAUUCAUUCUUGUGCCAUUUCAUGGUUAUCCAGCCAUGUACUUGAACAAGCUUGGAGAGAGAUGGCACAAACUCUUACUGAGGCCAACUUUGGUAAUUUGAGGGAACUACUAGAAGCAGAGCCUCCAAAGUGGUUGGCGGAUAGUGCUGCUGCUUCUUGUAUGCUUUGUGGUGUGAGGUUUCAUCCCAUCAUGUGCUCCCGGCAUCACUGCCGGUUUUGUGGAGGAAUAUUUUGUGGUGAAUGCUCCAAAGGACGCAGCUUGUUGCCGUCAAAGUUCCGAGUUUCUGACCCCCAAAGAGUCUGUGAUGUAUGCUUUGUCCGACUUGAGUCUGUGCAGCCUUAUUUGAUGAAUGAGGUAAGUAAUGCUGCUCAAUUGCCAACUCACGACCUGACAGACCUCAGCACUUUGAGAUCAUGGGUUAAUUUUCCUUGGGGACAGACCAUGGAAUAUGAAAUUUACAAAGCAGCUAACACUAUCAAGGCUUAUAACCGGGUUGGUUAUUUAAAGCCUGAGAAGUCAAUUCCAGAUGUCAUUCUAAGGCAUGCAAAAGGCCUCGCAAUUAUCACUGUGGUCAAAGUAGGAGUGAUGGUUACUUAUAAUAUUGGAACAGGACUUGUCGUUGCACGUAGAGAAGAUGGUUCAUGGUCUCCGCCAUCUGCCAUUUCCACAUGUGGUGCGGGAUGGGGGGCUCAGGCUGGAGGAGAGUUAACUGACUUCAUUAUUGUUCUGAGAACAACUGAAGCUGUCAAGACAUUUAGUGGUAAUGUACAUCUUUCACUUGGUGCUGGUCUGAGUGCUGCAGUUGGCAUUGCGGGAAGGGCACUUGAAGCUGAUGUUCGAGCUGGUGAUGGUGGCUAUGCUGCUUGUUAUACAUACAGCUGCAGUAAAGGUGCAUUUGUUGGAUGUUCACUUGAAGGAAGUAUUGUCAUCACUCGCACUCAAGAAAAUUCUCGUUUUUAUGGCAGCCAGUCUAUCACUUCAACAGAUAUACUUCUUGGCUCGCUGCCUAGGCCUCCUGCUGCCGCCAUUCUCUACCGUUCUCUUGCAGAUUUGUAUGGGAAGCUUGAUGGUUAAUUGAAUGGUUCAAUGUCACACUUCAUUCCUUUUUCAUUUUGAACAUUGGCAUUGAAGAAAAUUUGUACAGAUGCUAAGUCCCACUCAAAUUGUAAAGGUUCUCUUCGUGUCAUUAUUUGUCAUGUAAAUAAAUGCAGAUGUAAAUAUUGUGUACUCUGCGUUGACCAAGAUGGAGGAUUGGUGACUUGUUUUAAGGUUAAUUUUAUAUAAAGUACUAUAAGUUUAAUCUC